Penaeus chinensis is the source of this 1171-nucleotide messenger RNA. Its product is annotated as oplophorus-luciferin 2-monooxygenase non-catalytic subunit-like. NCBI's taxonomy places the organism in Eukaryota, Metazoa, Arthropoda, Malacostraca, Decapoda, Penaeidae. Gene Ontology annotation, cellular component: plasma membrane. The transcript is spliced from 3 exons. The record is from RefSeq and is a predicted model, not a curated record. Gene Ontology annotation, molecular function: protein binding. Bases 29 to 1108 code for a protein of 359 amino acids.
GCCACCAGCGCUCUUAUUAGACAGCAUAAUGGCUUCUCUUCUCUUGGUCGUCCUGCUGGGGCUGUUCGCGGCUCGCCCUGCUUCGUCUGUGAUUCGAAUCCGUCCCGAGGAGCCGGUUCCCCGCGACUGGCCUUGUCCGUUAGCCGGGGAAAUUGACCCUUGUACCUGCGAGGCGGAUGAGAAUCUGAACCUGAACUUGAAUUGUUCACAUGUGGUUGACGAUUACGAGCUACAACGAGUAUUUACAGCUAUGUUUCCAUUCGAUGAUUAUCAAAGUUUCACUAUCAUUCAAGACAGAGCGGAUAUGAAUGAUAUCAGAAACCUCGAAUCAGGCAUUUUUGGGGACAUUACUUUCGAGCAUGUGAACAUCAUGGGCACCAAAAUCCAGACUAUUAACGAAAACGUUUUCCUAAAAUCUCAUGAAAGACUUAAACAUCUUGAGUUGUCUGGUAACCUCAUUAGCAAAUUUCCUUUUGAAACUCUCCCAUCUUUUUUGAAACUUGAAACAUUUAGCAUCGAUGACAAUAUGAUAAAUCUGCUCCCAAAUCUAGAGUCAGAUUCCCUGAAAUUUUUUAGCAUAAAUGAUAAUGUAAAUCUGGAAUUCGAAAUUGAUUUGUUCACAAGGCUUCCGGAGCUGCAGUCGAUUUCCAUGAAAAACAUCAGCCUUUUGUCCCUUUCACCCGGGAUGUUUUCAUCUCAAAAGAAUCUCACAACACUCAGGCUGGAUGACAAUUUAUUGAUGGAACUGAAAGAAAAUGCUGUUGUUCCCUUGAACCCGCGACUCGAAGAACUCUCGUUUGCUGGCAACCGUAUCACUGAAGUCACGCACGAUGCAAUUCACGCGAUGGUUGAUGAUUCCUACCUGUCUUUCGCUAACAAUCAUAUCCAAACAAUCCCAAUGGAUAGCUGGAAAGGCAUCUUCAGCCAGGUGAUGCCAAACGGAAUCAUUGACUUAAGUAACAAUCCGCUGGAAUGCGGCUGUGACCUCAAGUGGAUUAUGGUCGACUACAAAGACGACUACCUGCAUCUGUUGUCCCGCGAAACGGCCUGCAACAGCGGAGAACUCGUUAGCGACAUAAAUCCCGAUUUCUUCGAUAAAUUUUGCUGAUGGUCGAAGCCGUUUUCCUGUGCGACACUCUGGUUUUGUUUAAACAAUGGUUUGGUAAUAGAU